Molecule: messenger RNA, 4715 nt
Organism: Thlaspi arvense
Lineage: Eukaryota; Viridiplantae; Streptophyta; Magnoliopsida; Brassicales; Brassicaceae
Source: the annotation of a GenBank genome assembly
AGGGUUUAAGGCGUUUUCCUAUUCUGCCACUCCCAGAUUUCUGAGAGGGUUUAUGCAACUGUUCUAAACUCUUACUCUCUCGCAUUAUGAAACAGAUAAAAAUCAGUUAGUGUGAAAAUCUAAAUCUUUUCACUGAGUUUACCUGCCAAUGGAUUCCACUGAUGAUGAUUUUGGUGAGUUGUACGUUGAUGACAAGGUUCAGGCCUUCGCCGGCGAUGUUGGUGGAUUCGUAAAGUCGUGCGAAGAGCCCAAGUGUGCUCCGAUUUCCGACGAGAACAAGUGUUUUGAAGGGACAGAAGAGCCCGAAUCGCGAGCUGAAACGAAGAAAUUAGGUGUGGUGGUGGCUAAGGAUUCGAGUCCGAGUGUCGACGCUGCCUGUGCUGUGAAUCGGACCGGUGCGACUGAAGAAUCGGAAGACAGUGACAGUGAAGAUGAUUUGAAUAUAGUGCUGAAAGAGGACGGUUCCAAAGUGCUUCAUGGGUCCAACACCAACAAUGGCGGCGCAUACGUCGAGCCAUCCCAAACUUGCUCGUUUCAGAAACGGAAGACUGGAAAUUGGUCCACAAUGCCCAAUAGUGGGAUGACGAUGGAAGCUUUAGCUAAUAAUGCCUGGAUGAAUCCGUAUCUUGGAAUGCCUCAAAGUGGAUACAAUAUCUGGUCCAGAACAACUUUUGAUGCAAAUUUCGAUGAGUUUGAGAAGAAGCCAUGGAGGGAUCCUGGUACGGAUAUCAGCGACUUCUUCAAUUUCGGAUUUAACGAGCAAAGCUGGAAAGAGUAUUGUGAUCCGUUGGGAAGAGCAAUUGAGGUUGAAGAUGGAACUCUUGGGCGAAUACCAUCUGUGGAUUUGCGCCAUCCACGUGAUUCAGACCCUGACGUGGUGAUACAGAUCCCAGUGACUAAUGAUGUUAAGGAGCUAGCAAGCGUGACACCUGUGGAGGCAAGCUCUCUCGGCAUAACAUCAAAUAAAGCAUCUACAAGUGAGGAGUUUCAUUCAGAUAACGGAAAUGAUUUGAAUUCAUCUGGUGAUUCAGUGAAAGAAGAGGCUUCUGUGGGGUGUGAAGACGAAAAUACUGGAAGUUUCAGAGACGAGCAAUUUUCUCCGAAAGAGAAUCGCUGCAUCAGGGAAGUAACACCUUGCGAUAAGGAGAUUAUCGAGGAGGAGAAAGAAGAGACUUGUUGGAAUUCAGAUAAGGCGGAUUCAACCUCAGUGGAAAGGGAAUCAUCUCCUGGAGAUCACUUUCGUGUUAGCCCUGCCUCUUCAUAUUCUGUGGGUAAAACUGAGGAUUCUGAAACAGAAUCAUCAAAAGGUGAUACUACUGAUGAUGACCAACGUGAAGUCAGUACCCCACCACGAAGAACUAGAUUUGCGGAAAAUGAAGCAAACAAUAUCAAAAGUGGGGAACAGAGUGGUACAAAGCAUUCUAGACACAGAAGAUCUCACGAAGAGCCAAACAAAAGGCACUGUGGGAGAGCUGACUAUGGUGUACAUAGGAGAACAAAACAUGGACUUGUUAAGGAUCCAGAUCUUGGCGAGAGAGUGUGUUCUAGACGUGGAAGUUUGUAUCGAGAUUCAAGCAGAAACUGGCAAAAUGGACCACCUUUUACGAUAGAAAAGGUUCAGACUGAAGGUAAAGGUAAUCCUCACUCGAAUAGAGAAAAACGUUAUGGUCCUUCAUAUUCAUCAGUGCAUCUUGAUCGAGAUAGAGGAGAGCACAUGGUUGGUUGGCGCAACAACAAAGAGCCAUCGCAUGGCCGGGGCUUUGAUCAUUUUAAUGGUUACAAGUAUGAGGCGCGUCUGAGAGAGUAUACCUCGGGUUCAUCCUUUAAUCUUAAUCAGAGAAAUUCUCGAUUAUGUUUCAACGAAGACGAGGAUAGAUAUGGUAGGCAACAUUGUGAAAGAAACUAUGGCCGUGAAAGAAGUCCUGACCUAGCCUAUGAAAGCAACAAAGAAAGAAAUCGAUAUGAUUGGCCAAGAGAACCUUAUCAUCAAGACCAUGUUCCAAUAACUGAUAUGGACUCCAGGUACCGGUUUGAGUGCUCUUCUGCUCUUGGAAGACAUAACCCCAAACAGAGUCGCGAGAAUGAUCUUCAUUUUAGAAGAAGAGGUGACUACGAUUAUAAUUUUUAUCGCCAUCAUAGAUAUGAAGAUGGAAUUCACAGGGCAGAAAGUGGAAUUCCAUUUGAGCUGGCUUAUAGGGAGACGCAUUCUUUAGCUGUGAUGGGAAGGAGAGAAUAUGAAGGGUUUGAAAAAAAUGAGGAGUUCUCUGAAAUAGAUAGAAGACACCAUUACACACGUGAUUGGCAUCUCGAUAGAUAUGUCUCAGAGAAAGAUGGUUAUCAGUACAGAAUCGAAGAUGCUUGGCCAUCACCGUCUUUAUCACUGAGAGAUGCUUGGUCUACAAAAGGAUCAAGAGGUGAUUCCUGGAGAGAUGAUACCAGAGACUUCACAACAACGGAAGCAUAUGCGAGCCAGAGGAAUCAGUUGUAUAAGGAUGCGCCAAGAGAUGGUUGGACGCGGGAUCUUGUUCACAGUAAUAAUGUGCGCAUGCAAGAUAGGCUAAGGUAUGAUGAUGAUGAUCGGGUUCGUCGUGAUAGAAGUAGAUACCAGUUGGGAGAUGACAUUCAAUGCUCAAUGAGAGAAGUUACUCAUUCUGAGCAUCUACCAUAUACUGAUGAGAUGUUAUCCCGCGAUAUAAGAAUGUCUACCAAACAAGGGCCUGGAUACUUGAAGCGCCAGAUUCAUGAAAAUGAUGAAAGACAUCACAUAUCCAAAAAGCUGAGAAGAGAUGGGCACGCUUUCAUCAAGUGCAAGGAUCCGGUUGACUUAAUUGGCAGGCAAGGGAAGCGCUCGAAGCAAUCAAGAAGAAGAUUCUCCAACGGAAGAGAUCCAAUGGAACAGCAAGAGCGUCAGAAACCAGGAAAUGUAACUGGCAGAAAGAAGGAGAAAGCUGGUGUGGAGAUUCAAGGUUUAGAUGAGAAAGAGGAAGGUGAGAUCACAGAAGAAGCGAGGAACGUGAAAGGGAUUGAAAUAGGGGAGGAGCAAAUACGAGAGAGCCUUAAGAAGAUGGAGAAACGAAGAGAGAGGUUUAAGAAAACCGAAUUCUCGAAGACGGUAGAGGCCACAAUUCAGUCUCAAACCAAACCAGGAGCCAAAACCGAUGAUACAAAUCAAGAGAGACCGGUUAGGAAGAGGCGAUGGUUGGCAAGUUAAUAGUAGAAUAUCAAAUUGGUUGGCUACUCAAGUUAAAUACGAUUAGAGUUAUUCGAGACUGUGGUUUUAAAUAAAUUAUUGACUUUGACAAAUACUCUUAUGUUGAGCAUGUGUGAAUGUGAUCAAACAAAAUGAUGCAGCCAAGGAUUGAACCGGGUAUAACCACAAAACCAGACCGAACUGACUUAAAAAUUAAAAAUUAAAAUUUCUUGUGUAGGUGAAAUAAUACAUUGGAUGAAAAAUAAUUAUUUUCGUGGAAUUAUGGUGAGCCGUCAGAUAACACGCGGCUGAUCUGAAGCGUUUCUGGAAAAAGAGAAAGGGGGCAGAGAGAAUUCAAACCAGUUUCCAUCAACGAAACGACCAAUCUCUUCACGACCUAUACACCCCGAUUCCUCUCGUAAAGCUCUUUCUUUCUAACUUCUUCCACGUGCGAUUUUUCGAGAACCCAAAUUGAGCAAGCUCCUUUUGAGACAACGUUGUAUCGGUCAUUCUCUGCGAAGUAAGGUGUAAGUAAUGGCGAGGAUAAAACCUCAGGCUCUGCUGAAUCAAAGCAAGAAGAAGAAGGGUCCGAGUCGCAUAAGUAUUUCGACUAUUAUAGUGUGUAACCUUGUAGUUGCUCUAGUCAUACUAUCGUUGGUCACAACUUAUCGUCAUUGGUCCCAGAGGUCGAGAAACUCAAUCGAACAGGAAACCCAGGGUCAGAGAUUUGAGGACACAAAUGCUGCUUCGGAGCAAACGAGUUACGAUCUUCCUGGUUAUGCCGAUAUAAACACAUCAAAAGGUCUUAUAACUGUGGAACUCUUUAAAGAAGGAUCCCCCGAAGCUGUGGACAAGUUUCUAGACCUAUGUCAAAAAGAGCACUUCAAGGGAAUGCCGUUUCAUCGGGUAAUCAAAAACUACUUGGUACAAGCUGGUCACUCGCCGAGCUCUAUACCUGUAGAAGAAUGGACAGCUAAAGGAAAGCUCCGUGGCCGCCUCCACACAAGCCCAAAACAUGAGGCAUUCAUGUUGGGGACGCCAAAAACCAAAGGGAACAACAAGGAUUUUGAGCUUCUGAUCACAACGGCGCCAAUCCCGGAUCUGAAUGAUCAGCUUAUAGUUUUUGGAAGAGUCCUCAAAGGAGAGGAUGUAGUACAGGAGAUUGAGGAAGUGGAUACUGAUGAGCAUUACCAACCGAAAUCGCCUAUAGGGAUCAUUAGCAUUAUACUGAAACGAGAAAUAUGAAAUGAAAAGUCUCUCUCUUCUUUCUUCCUCUGUAAAUGAGGCCCACGCCAAAUACUUCUCCAUACUCACAGUUGUGUAAACCCUCUUUGGAGGUUUUUUUUCUUCUUUUCUAUUUUACUGAUAAUUUCUGGUUGUUUUGUAAUUUUAUUUGAUCUUUCUAGAGGAAAUAGCAUCUUUUGUUUAAAUUACCAUAUUUUGGUUCUCUGGGUUGUUCGUACUUUCCUGGUCCAAAUCUUGGACUGCCCAGUAAGGAUGGGCCUUAAUGGAGGAUAAAGAGCAA